Messenger RNA from Uranotaenia lowii, 5608 nucleotides. It is a transcript of the gene Pka-R2, whose product is annotated as cAMP-dependent protein kinase type II regulatory subunit. Gene Ontology annotation, cellular component: cAMP-dependent protein kinase complex. The record is from RefSeq and is a predicted model, not a curated record. The transcript has 10 exons. Bases 764 to 1900 code for a protein of 378 amino acids. Gene Ontology annotation, biological process: regulation of protein phosphorylation. NCBI's taxonomy places the organism in Eukaryota, Metazoa, Arthropoda, Insecta, Diptera, Culicidae. Gene Ontology annotation, molecular function: cAMP-dependent protein kinase regulator activity.
UGAGCCACUGUUAGAAGUGACGUGAAAGCCGUAGGACGUGUUUUCGUGCGCGUCCCCGCCGUGUCGUUUUUUGGAGCACAACACACUAUACUUUUGUUCUUCAGUUUCCUACCAUAUAUACUCCACAAUUGUAUAAAAUCAUCAGUCGCGCAAGUAUCUAGUUUGCAAAAUAAAACCGUAGUUGGAGCAGUUUUUCAGUGUUUUUGUGAAAAUUUUUCAUUUCUGUGCAUCGAUACAAAGCUGCAAUUUCCGAUAACCAUUCUAAGCUGCAGAUAAAAUCACCUGAGGAAGCACCUGAGAGAGUGAGAGGUGUAUUGCGCUAGUGUUCGGUCAUUUUGGUUUGGCUCCUCGAGAGUUUAUAGUACACCGUGAAUGUGUUUUGUUGCCCCGGCGGCGGAGGAAAAAAAUUGCAUCUUGCAGUUCGAGUAAGUGAGCACAGUGAAAGGCCGAAGAUAAUUUCGUAAGGCUGCUACACAGAGUGAAGAAGAAGAAAAAAGUGCGUGGAGAAACCAAACUAAACGACGAAAAAUCAAGUUAUCGAGGGGUCAGGUCUCGUUGAUCAGGUUUUUUUUCGCCGUAGUCGUCGUCGGAUUGCUCCGGUUCUCGCAAGUUGUGGUGCUCGUGCAAGACCGAGAUCAGCCAGCUUCCAUCUGGUCCCAAAACGAAAAGAGCGGCAACGAAACUUGUUCUCGUGUUGGUGGAACUGCGUGAGCUUCAGCGAAAAGCGUGACUAGUUUGGAAAUAAGAUUGUGACAGAUAAACUAUGUCGGGUCAACAGAAACACCGGAUCCAGGUUCCCGACGGAUUACGUGACGUGCUGCUGGAGUUUUCGAUAGCGUACCUGCUGGAGCAGCCCGGCGAUGUGAUUGACUAUGCGGUCGAGUUUUUUUCCAAGCUCCAGCAGAACCGGAAAACAACCAUCAUCAGAGAUCCGGAACCGGUGUCGCCGGACGAGAGCAUCAUGUCACACGAAGAAGAACCUCUGGUGAAUCGGUACGCCACCCGCAGGAAAUCGGUGUUCGCGGAAACCUACGACCCGGAGAACGACGAUGACGAUGACGGUGCGAGGGCCAUCUUCCCGAAGACGGACGAGCAGCGGUCCCGGUUGUGCGAUUCCGUCAAAAACAUCCUGCUGUUCCGAUCCCUGGACAAGGAACAGAUGAACGAAGUGCUGGAUGCAAUGUUCGAGAAAAAAGUGAAAUCGAAAGAUUACAUCAUCAAACAGGGAGAUGACGGGGAUAACUUCUACGUCAUCGAAUCUGGAAUCUACAAAGCUUACGUCGGGGAUGACCAGAAGCACAUCCACACGUACGAGGGCAGGGGAAGUUUCGGCGAGCUGGCCCUGCUCUACAACAUGCCAAGAGCUGCCACCAUCCAGGCGGAAACCGACGGUCAACUGUGGGCGAUGGACCGUCAAACGUUCCGGAGAAUCUUGCUUAAGUCCGCAUUCAGGAAACGGAAAAUGUACGAGGCACUCCUUGAUGCGGUUCCAAUGUUGAAGACCCUGCAGAACUACGAGCGUAUGAACCUGGCUGAUGCUCUUAUACCUCAAACAUACUCAAAGGGCGAGAGGAUCAUCAGACAAGGUGACGCCGCCGACGGUAUGUACUUCAUCGAGGACGGCAAGGUGUCGAUCCGCAUCCAGCAGGACGCUGGUGAGGUCGAGAUCUCGAACCUCGAGAAGGGCGGUUACUUUGGCGAGCUGGCCCUGGUCACCCACCGUCCCCGUGCCGCUUCCGCUUACGCCGUAGACAACGUCAAGGUUGCAUUCCUCGACGUGGACGCCUUCGAGCGGCUGUUAGGACCCUGCAUGAACCUCAUGAAGCGCAACAUCGGCGAUUACGAGUCCCAGCUAGUCAAGAUCUUCGGUAGCAAGACCAACAUCAGCGACAUCCGAUAAGCGAGCGGCCCACCUAAGAUAGCACCUCCCUCCUUCCCCAAACCGAAAUCCACAAGUACCUCACCAACGACGUUUAUACAUCAGAAGAAAAAAAAUUAAUGAAAUCAUCACAAGCAUUAUAACAUCAUCAACAACAACAACACUUGAGUAUGUUUCUGGCUGAGCCAGACAAAAGUGGCAGUUCUGGCGUGCUUUCACAGGGUUGAUACCAUUUUGGAACGAGUCAGCAGCUGGAAUUAAAGGUUAUUGAGUCACGUUUUUGCGACGGCACACAGUUACAGGGGAGCAAAGAAUCCGGUCCGGAUCCGGUAACGGUACGUCUCCGCGUCUCCGAGGGUUUAUAAUUAUUUAACAUCACAAAAACAGCAACGGCAACAGCAGCGUAGGCCUUCGGCGUCGUUUUGGCGCUCCGAUCAACCGGAACUGCGAUCACUGGGGUUGUACAACUUCCGGUCGGUGCGGUGCCUUCCCCGGGAAAUCGACGGCUCAAUAACACUUUGAAUCUUCAGUGGAUCCGACAACUUCAUCACACCCCCAAAAGUCGGCAAAAAAUCACCAUCACCUGAAAAAAAAAAACAAUUGAUACUUGGAUCAAACGGAUUAGGACAUCACACAUAUGGACGGAAAACGGAACGGGAAAACGGAAUAAUCGCGCAGGUUAGGCAAACUUCGGAAAUACACACAUUAGUCAGCCAUCGUGAGUUUUUUUCUUUGAUUUUGAAAUGUAAUUCAUAUUAGUCUUAUGCUAGUAGUUUAGAAAAAUAAAAAUGGGAUAAAAUCGGAGAAGGUAGCGACAGAUCAGAAUCAGAUUUUUAACAAAAAAUGCGAGAAAAUGUCAUUUAUAUAUCAGCAACAGCAACAAAAAAAUGGUUUGUAGGAGAAAUUGUACGAAAACAUAUAAAUAAAAAUUGAAAAAAAAUAUUUGCACUAAUACAAUAUUAUAUCGCUGGCAAACCAAAAGCAUCGGAAACUUGAGAACAGAUCCUGGAAAACGAUGAAGACGAACACACACAGGCAGAAAAGAUCAAGCCGUGAAAUGAUAGUUUUCCAUUAAAAGACGAAGAAAAAAGUAUAUCUAUUUAACUAAUUUAAUAAUAGCAUGAGAUGUCCGAAGACGGAGAGAAAGAUAAAUGUUGAAGAGAUAUUACAAAAGCUAAAUGAAAAUAACGUUUUUUUAAUCCUGACCGUUUUGUAAUCGGAAGAAAUGAUGUAUCAGAAAAAAAAAAGUUGAGGAGUAUAUGCAAAGAAAAGACACUAAAUGAUGAUGAGUAGUGACAUCAAUAUCAGCAACCAAAUUAAGUGAUUAUUAACAAAAAAAAAUUGAUGGUUUGAAAAACUUUUGAGCUCGAAACAACAACAAAAAAUAUGAAUUGAUGCAAAACAAAUCACUUUCGGAAAGUAUUCAAAUAAAGCAAAUGCAAAUAUCGAUAAAUAUAGUAAAAAAAAUCAAACAAAAAAAACAUUUAAAAAAAACCGAAAACAAAGUAAUAACAAAUUUUUUAACUUAUUUCUGUUAUUUAUUUAAAACACUUGAAAUGCAAAAUAUCGAUAGAGAAAUUGCAAAACAAAAAAAAAACUUAACUAGCGCAACAGCAGUAAAGAUUUAAGAUACCUUAAAGCAGUGUUUAACAUAAAGUAAAUUAAUAUCAUUCUAUAAGAUAAAUAUUAUAUAUAUGAGAAAAAACCUAUAAAAUAAUGAUCAGCAGAGAUUUAGAUUAAGGAAAGAUUAAGCAGAGUAUAUAAUAUAUAUAUUUAACAAAGUAUAGAAAUCAGCCGUAAGGACAAAAUGAUGAAGAACUGAAGAAGAGAAAAGGGCAACUUCACUUCACCCUCUGAUUGAUUUGAAAAAAAAAACAAAAAAAAUCUUCAGAGAAUGAGGUGAAAUGUUUGCGACACAAACAAACACACAUACUGCGAAACAAAACAAAACAAAAAGAAAACUGAUAAAUUCAUAAGACUAUGCGAUAAUGCAACAAGGAUGCAGCCUAAAAGCUGUCAAUGUGUGGAAAAAUGGAGAAAGGGAAAAAAAAACUGAGUUAUGAAGACGGAGAAGUUACGACGAGGAAGAGAUGUAUAAAAGAAACUUUAUUUUGAGAAAAAUACUGCACAAAACUAGAAUCUUAGAAAAGAACGGGAAGAAACAAGAAGUUAAAUCAAACGUCAGAAAUGAAGAGAUUGAGAGAGUAAAUCAUUGACCAACUUUGGAUGGUCACACGAAUGAAAUGACCAGCUUAUGAUGGUAAUACGAAUGAAAUUGGAAGAAGCAGGAUUGUGGAAUUCGGACUGAGGAUUAAGUUAUUCAAAUCGAAAGUAACACUAGAUAAAGAGAGAGCUAUUGAAAACUAGUCAAGCUUAGGAACAACAGUGCAAACCAAAUUUGCUUUGCUCAUCACGAUCAUCAUCAUCAAUGCUGAAAAGGUAACGAGAGCCAUUGUUGAUUGAGCGUCCUUGUUAAGUUGAAGGUUUCGCCAAGUUUUUUGGAGCGAAUCUCACUGAACCCUUUAUUUAGCUCAAAAUCCCAGUUUGAAGAGACGAGGGAAAAUUCAACAAAAACUUGCAACGUUAAAAUAGAAACAACUAAACAAAAAAAACGGUUUCACUACUGAACAACUUGGAAUAGUAAGAUCUCAAAAUCUCUUUUUCAAUUCAACUAGGAUCAUUUUUUUUCUUAAUAUUUCAAAAGUUUUAACAGAAUCCGAUAGACACGAAAUACGAUUUAAAAUUACUCUUUGAUUGUGUUGAUUCAGUAAAGCAGAUCUUGCUUGUUCCUGUAUUAUUUAUCUUAGUCUUUUCAACAUUUCAAAAAAUUUCCCACUGAUUAACUUUCAAAAAUGCAUUGGAAGUCGAUUUUUUUCGUUAAAAAAAUCAUUGCAAUUUUUCGAUUCGGCUAUAGCGCCUGAAAGUAUACUCAAUCGAAUACACUGUCAACAGAAAAUGGUCAUCAGUUACUCAAAUCAACCCAAUUACAAAGUUCAAACUUUUCUGCGUUGUUUUUCAUGUCAUAUCCAUUGGUUAUUUCGUUUGGAAAAUUAAAACAAAAACUUUUCGACAUCCGACUUCUGUUUAGUCAUCUUUAUUUGAAAACACUGAAAAAAAACCUCUAAAAUAAAGUCUGUGAAUGAAAAACAUGCAAGGUGGGAGAAAAAUUCAAGACGGAGCUAGCUACUACACUGAAAUAAAACAAUCUAUAAAAACUCUUCGCUAAAGCAUCCAACAGCCACAGGUGAAGAACUAUUUCUGACCGUCUUUCUAGCGCAACCAAAGUUGUAGAUGAUUUUUUGUACUUUUUGAGAGAUAUAUACCAUAUGAGCUUACACAAGAGUAUUUUACCCCUGGUAAGACGACAAUAUACACAAAAAUCGGAAACGGAAACUAAAAAAUACAACACUGUCCAAACUGUGGAAAUCUAUCGGAGAAAACCUUUCUUAAACUAAUCUUUACCGAAUUCGAGUCCUGAGUUACUUGCGCUCUUUACUAUUACCUACACUUUUCUUCCCUAGUUCGCUUUUAAUUUUCUCUCAUUAGCCUCAUUUUGAGAUAAAAAAAAACAUCAAUUCGUCGUGACUCAUUUAUUCCGACCCCUACUGUUACGAUUGAAACAAAUAUUUGAUUCUUGUGCGGAGGAAAAUGCUGGACAUUUUCGUUUAACGUUAUAUUGGCAAAACAAAGGAAACCAGAGAUGGUAACUGAUUUUUUUUUUAGCUUAAA